This is a messenger RNA of Trichomycterus rosablanca, 957 nucleotides long. RefSeq names its product SPC25 component of NDC80 kinetochore complex (gene spc25). The coding region runs from base 73 to 783 and encodes 236 amino acids. Gene Ontology annotation, cellular component: Ndc80 complex. Gene Ontology annotation, biological process: chromosome segregation. The transcript is spliced from 7 exons. The record is from RefSeq and is a predicted model, not a curated record. NCBI's taxonomy places the organism in Eukaryota, Metazoa, Chordata, Actinopteri, Siluriformes, Trichomycteridae.
AGGAUUUCAGGCGCCGCUUUUUGAACUGAGUAAACAGAGCUGUUAAUUGUGAGUGAUAAUAAACAGGUGAAGAUGGCAUCGAUUAAGGAUCUGGAUGUUGGAGAGAAAUUCAGCAGUAAGUUGGAGGAGAUCAGGAAUAAACUGCUGGUUCAGGCGAUGGGAGAGGUGAUGAAUGAAGCCACGGUGGAUUUCUGCCAAGCUCACAAACACUACAUGAAGUCUGUGCUGGAUACAUGCUCCAAAAAAUGCAGGGAAGAUGAAAGUAUGUUUGAAACUAUACAGGCAUAUACAGAAGAGCUAAAACGGCAGAAUUCUUCAGUGAGAGAGAGAAGUGCUGAACAGCCUGAAAUUGUGGGAGAAAUUGAGGACAAAGAAAAUCAAAAAGCACUUCUUAUUCAGAAGAUUGAGAAGCUCAAGCAAGACCAGAUCAGGAACAGAGAAUUGAUUCACUCACAGAACAAAGCAAACAAGGACAGACUGAAGAACCUGAACAAAAUUAAAGACAUCUUCCAGGAACAGCUAUGUCUGGAGAUCAGAAAAAUCCAGGGUGAGAAGCUACAGUUCAUCUUUAGAAACAUUAACCACAAGAAUCCACAAGGUCCCUACACUUUCGUUUUAAGAAUAAGUGAGGACGGCGUGUACCAAAUCGUCUCGUGUGAUCCUCCACUGGUGCAGAUGGAUCAUCUAGAGCGCCGACUGCAGGAGACCAACAACUUCUCUGCUUUUCUUGCCAACGUCAGGAGAGAAUUUGUGGCACUGCACAAUGCUACAAAGACCGGCUGAGAAUAUGAAUGUACUGUUGGACUUCCAAACUCUUGAUUCAAUUCACACACCAGUAGCCAGUUUUUCUAUUCGAGUGCUCAUUUUAGAGGUAUUGUAUUUUAACCUUCUUAUUGUAUGCUUGUAUAUAGUCUGCCUCUGAACUCUGUUGCUUUCUAAAAUAAAAAGUCCACACCC